AUGACUAUCCCCAUCUACAUCGCCGGCGUUGCUGUCUUGGGGUUCUUCCUGUAUAGAUUGCUCUAUGGAACUGAUACACCACAUAUUAAGGGACUGCCAGAAGUCCCUGGCCUACCUCUUUUUGGAAGCUUGCACGAGCUUGGUACGAACCAUGCGAAAGUAGCGCAAGGGUGGGCGAAGAAGUAUGGCCCGGUCUUUCAAGUGAGGAUGGGAAACAGGAGGAUCGUAUUCGCGAACUCGUUCGAUUCCGUCCGCCAUCUCUGGAUCACAAACCAGUCAGCGAUGAUCUCUCGACCUAUGCUCCACACGUUCCACAAAGUGGUGUCUUCUUCCCAAGGUUUCACCAUCGGUACUUCACCGUGGGAUGAGUCCCUGAAGAACCGUCGCAAGGCCGCUGCCACGGCGCUCAACCGUCCUGCUGUACAAUCCUACAUGCCACUCAUCGAUCUCGAAUCCACAGUCUCAAUAAAAGAACUACUGUACGAUAGCAAGGGUGGAGAGCUGGAUCUCGACCCACGACCAUACUGGCAGCGAUAUGCGUUGAACACCAGUUUGACGCUCAACUACGGGUACAGGAUAGACGGAAACAAGGACGCGCCUCUGCUGAAGGAGAUCGUGGAGGUUGAGCGUGGUGUAGGAAACUUCAGAUCGACAAGCAACAACUGGCAAGACUAUGUGCCACUCUUGAGACUCUUCCCCAGCCAGAGCAACGAGGCGAACAGCUUCCGAAAGAGGCGAGAUGUGUACAUGGACAAGCUUCUCAACACACUGACCGAGAAGAUUGAGAAGGGUACGGAUAAGCCUUGCAUCACUGGCAAUAUCAUGAAGGACCCAGAUGCGAAGCUGAACAGAGCCGAGAUCAAGUCAAUCUGCUUGACCAUGGUAUCGGCAGGUCUUGAUACCGUACCAGGGAACCUCAUCAUGGGCAUCGCACAACUCGCAACCCCCGAAGGUCAGAAGAUUCAACAACGCGCAUACGAUGAGAUCAUGAAAGUAUACCCCAAUAACGAUGCCUGGGAGCGUUGUCUCCACGAGGAGAAGAUCCCGUACAUCACCGCUUUAUACAAAGAAAUACUGCGAUACUGGACCGUCAUUCCCAUCUGCCUACCCAGGGUCUCGAUCAAGGACAUCGAAUGGAACGGCGUCAACAUCCCAGCGGGAACGACCUUCUACAUGAAUGCAUACGCCGCCGACUACGACGCAGAGCACUUCAAGAACCCGGAGAAAUUCGAUCCAGAGCGCUACCUCGACGUUCCAGAUGGUGCGGGAACACCACAUUAUGGAUAUGGUGCCGGCUCGCGUAUGUGCGUUGGUUCGCAUCUCGCUAACCGCGAGCUGUUUACUGCUUUUGUGAGGUUGAUCUCGGCUUUCAAGUUUACGCCACCGGUGGACCCGCGGGAUGAGGCGAUCAUGGACUGCCUUGAUGCGAAUGAUAUUCCAACCAGUUUGACGCUUGAACCAAAGUACUUCAAAGUCGGGUUCAAGCCGAGGAAUAGGCAGCUGCUGGAUCAGUGGAUCAGGGAGAGCGAAGAGCGCGUGAAGGAUUUGAUGUAG
Alternaria ethzedia is the source of this 1554-nucleotide messenger RNA. RefSeq lists its product as uncharacterized. The transcript is spliced from 3 exons. Lineage: Eukaryota; Fungi; Ascomycota; Dothideomycetes; Pleosporales; Pleosporaceae. Bases 1 to 1554 code for a protein of 517 amino acids. Gene Ontology annotation, molecular function: monooxygenase activity; heme binding; iron ion binding. The record is from RefSeq and is a predicted model, not a curated record.